This is a messenger RNA of Humulus lupulus (European hop), 750 nucleotides long. RefSeq lists its product as uncharacterized. NCBI's taxonomy places the organism in Eukaryota, Viridiplantae, Streptophyta, Magnoliopsida, Rosales, Cannabaceae. The coding region runs from base 1 to 750 and encodes 249 amino acids. The record is from RefSeq and is a predicted model, not a curated record. The transcript has 2 exons. Gene Ontology annotation, molecular function: nucleic acid binding; RNA-DNA hybrid ribonuclease activity.
AUGCUGUUGGUAAGUGCCAAGCUUCCUGAGGUAGAAAAACAGACCCUAAUCCAGUUCCUGAAAGCCAGAGUUGGGACUUUCACUUGGUCCCCGCAUGAUAUACCAGGAAUAGAUCCUUCUGUCAUGAGUCAUAGCCUCAACAUAUCAAAUAACUUCCCUCCUGUCAAGCAGAGGCAGAGGAGGUUUGCUCUUGAAGUCAAUCAGGCCAUACAAGAAGAGCUCUUGGACAAACCCGAUCUCUCUGGUAGAUUAUCCAAAUGGGCAAUUGAACUCGGGACAUAUGAUAUACGAUUCUUACCACAAAAAGUAAAGAAAGGCCAAGUUCUAGCCGAUUUCCUAGUUGAGAUACAAUCUUUUACACCAGAGACUUUACCUAAACUGCUGGAUUCAGAAGUUGAGUGGAUGUGGACGAUGCACACAGACAGAGGCUCCAAUUCUCAAGGAGCUGGGAUCGGCGUCGUAUUGGAGGCACCCUCUAGAUUGAAAGUUGAGGAAGCCAUACGAUUGGAGCAAUUUGCCACAAAUAACGAAGCCGAGUAUGAGGCUCUGAUUUACGGUCUAGAAUUAGCACAAGACAAGGGCAUCAGACGGCUGAGAGUCAGAGGAGAUUCGAAGCUAAUGAUAGAGCAAGUGGUUGGGAAUUUCAAUACUAAGGCACCCCACCUGACCAGCAUAUUGGAAAAAGUAUCUGAAUUGAAGUCACAAUUCCAUCAAUUUGAGCUCGUACAAAUACCAAGGGAGCAGAAUUAG